Hirsutella rhossiliensis is the source of this 2661-nucleotide messenger RNA. RefSeq names its product kinase. Gene Ontology annotation, cellular component: cytoplasm. Gene Ontology annotation, biological process: protein phosphorylation; intracellular signal transduction. Gene Ontology annotation, molecular function: protein serine/threonine kinase activity; ATP binding. NCBI's taxonomy places the organism in Eukaryota, Fungi, Ascomycota, Sordariomycetes, Hypocreales, Ophiocordycipitaceae. The transcript has 6 exons. The record is from RefSeq and is a predicted model, not a curated record. The coding region runs from base 1 to 2661 and encodes 886 amino acids.
AUGCAGCCGGCAAAGGGCAAGGCCGACGCACACGGACGCAAGGCAAAGCUUGCCAACUCGUAUCAGCAACUCCUAGACGAGUUUGCCAGCAACGACCUCCAGUCCGUCGGCAACUACACCCUCGGCCGCUUGAUCGGAAAGGGUUCCUUUGGCAAAGUCUACCUGGCCACGCACAAACUCACCAAUGGCUCAAAGGUUGUUCUCAAAUCCGCCCACAAGACGGAUUCAAACCUCGCUCGCGAAAUCCACCACCACCGGCAGUUCAAACAUCCUCACAUUGCGAGGCUAUACGAGGUCAUCGUCACAGAGACCCUGAUAUGGAUGGUGCUGGAGUACUGUUCUGGCGAUGAGCUCUACAACUACCUCCUCGAGCAUGGCCCUCUCCCUGUCCACAAGGUUCAAAAAAUCUUUGCCCAAUUGGUCGGCGCCGUCUCCUACGUUCACAUGCACUCGUGUGUCCACCGCGACCUCAAGCUCGAAAACAUCCUCUUCGACAAGCACGAAAACGUCAAGCUCGUCGACUUUGGCUUCACCCGCGAAUAUGAGGGCAGGACCAAUCACCUGCAGACGUUUUGCGGCACCAUAUGCUACGCAGCCCCAGAGAUGCUCAGGGGCGAAAAGUAUGCUGGCGAAAAGGUCGACGUCUGGAGCCUGGGCAUCAUCCUCUAUGCCCUGCUCUGCGGAGAGCUGCCUUUUGACGAGGACGACGACGGCGUAACCCGCACCAGGAUCCUCUCCGAGGAGCCAAAGUACCCCGAUCACCUCCCCGCCGACGCCGUUCCUCUUCUCAAGGCCCUCCUCUCGAAGCGCCCCUUUCCUCGCCCCUCCUUGCAAGACAUUCUUGCCCAUCCGUUCCUCGCCGAGCAUGCGACGGCGCAGCAAGCCAUCCUCGGCGUCAAGGCUCCACCCCCCUUCUCCACCGCCCUAGAAAAGGACUGCCUGCAGAGGAUGCGCAGCGCCGGCGUGGAAAUCGACUCCAUCGUCGACUCCGUCUCGGCCCAGAAAUGUGAUGCCCUGUCCGGCUGGUGGACACUCCUCUUGGAGAAGGAAGAGCGCAAGAUGCGCAGGAGGGAAAAGAAGCGAAGAGAAAAGGACAUGGACAGGAACCAGCGUCGGCUCUCGGCGGCCUCUAGCCGGCUCGAGCGCCUCGCGCCGACGCUGCAAGACGUCGAUGAGGAUGGCAGCCUGACGGGCCAGUUCGUCAGGUUCGGCGACCCGAGUGGACCGAGGAGCCGAGGACGGAGCGAGCGUCGGAGCGCACAGUUUUACAGCGAUUCGGCUAUACCUGAUCUGCCACAGCUCCCAGAGGCCAACCAGGAAGGCGUCGACACGGACGCCGACGAGAUGCCCCCUACGCCCAUCGACAAAGACUCGAUUCGCUCCGUCUCCACCUCCCGCCAACGGCGACCUAUCCCGCCGCCCAAGGAAGGAGUCAUACGCAGCGCGAGAUCCCGGGGAUCUACGCUGCAUCUCGUCGCGACGUCCGAACCACUCGCCAAGAACGCCGGCACUAACGGCAUGAACCCGCGCCAUCCCCAAGACACUGCCGGACAACAAAAGACGAAGAAGAAGCCGAGCGAGGCCAUCAUCGCCCAUUGGAAGCACUGGACGCACUGGUUCAUUGAAAACACGAGGCGACGCAAGGGGCACGACCGGCGCAUUAGCCGCAGCACACCCAACUUGCAUCUCAAGGAGGCCGGCGGCAACGGCAACAAAGACGCAAAGGCGCCGCUGCCCAAGGGAGUGGUGGCUAACGGUCACACGGCCCGAGGGCAAGCGGCCGCGCAGGGCGGCAACACCAUCAGGGCCACCGCCUCGAGGUCGUCCCUCUCCACCCCCUCACACCAGCAGUCUCUGCGGCCCCGUAUCACGACCUCGCAGUCAUACAAGAGACAGUCGCUAUCCCCCUCGCCCCUAACGCCGCGAUCUACCGUACGGCGCUCCUCGACGGGCUUGCGGGGCAGGAAGUCGACGUCGUCGUCCGUCUCGUCUGUUCGCUCGAUGCACCACCACCACCACUCCCACUCCAAGGCUUCGUCGACUAGCUCGGCGGGAUCCGUCUCCACAUGCAAGACACCACUGGGCCGGGGUCACUCACCGCACCACUCGGUCAAGGUGCUCCCCGCCACGCCAACGUCGAGCUCCUUUCCCUCCAACAUUCGCCUCGUCCUCGGUUCGCCCGGACCAGCGCCUCGCCAGCUCUUCAAUGAGGGGAUGCCCGGCAACCAGCAGCAGACCCCCGGCUCGCCGAAUCCCUUCACGUCUGGCGUGCUGUUUGCCAAGCGUAAGAAGAAUCUUUUCAAGGGACCGACACUGAACUUCGGCACGGGGGGCAGCAGCAGCAGGCGCGCGAGUUCCGGUGCCCAUUCUCGCAGCGGCAGCGGCUCGGCCCUGGGCCGCCGCUCCGGGGAGAUUACUAUUCAAGAAGAGGACGAGAACGCGAUGGCGGAAGAACCCGAGUUGGAGUGCGAAGAGGUGGAAGUGUUCAACCCCAUUGUCGGUGGGCCAGGGGAGACCAUUGAGGAGCACGUCAUCGAGGACGGGGAGCCAACGCUGGCUUUGAAUGACGACGGCCCGGCUCUGCAGGCGGUUGGAGGCGCAUCGGGGGCUGCUACCGGACCCCCGGACCCAGAAGCAGGCGAUGCGGCACCUAAGACUUGA